UAGUCCGGCGUCUGGUCGCGCCUCGGUACCUUUAAAUGGGAAUUUCCUGGAACGGGUGUGUGUAGUGUUGUGUCACUCAGUGGUGAAUUGAGCGCUGGGGCAGGAUGGAACAAGUUUCAACACCGAUGACCGAGCGUCUGCGGAAUUACUUGUGUUUUAGCCAUGAUGUGACUGGUGAUGCGUUGAAUGUGCAGCCGGGGUUCAGCGUGUAUGACCUACUUCAGUCCAGCAAAGCAAAGAGUGAGCCCGAUUCGGACAGUAUGACAUUCGAGACAAGCGUUUUAACCCCAGACCAGAAGAUCCCCAGUGCUGAUGCUGAGAGUUCCGGUUCUGGUGAAGUGGACCAUCUUCGCCGAAGGGGUCGUCCCAGGAGUGAGGAUAUUGAACUGCUACAGAAUGUUGGAAAGAGGGCAAGGAGCCUCAUACAAUGCAAGUUCUGCUUCAGAGAGUUUCCCAGGGAGAAGUCCUUGCAGGCACACAUCCGUGUUCACACAGGCGAGCGGCCGUUCAUGUGCGACUACCCGGGCUGCGGUCGGCGCUUCACGCAGAGCGGACAGCUCAACACCCACCAGCGGCUGCACACAGGCGAGAAGCCCUUCACCUGCUCCACGGCAGGCUGCAGCAGCCGCUUCACGCACGCGAACCGGCAGUGCAGUCUGCAUCCCAAGUCGGCGCUGCAGCGCGUGCCGCCCGAGGAGUGCAUGCCUUGCCCCAAGAUCUUGAACGAAGCCUCGCCGGACGUGCGCGAGUGGUUCCAGAGGUUCUACCGUCACCGCAUGGAAAGGACACCAGCCAAGGGCGGCCGCAAGCUGCCGGCCAAAGAGCAGUGCGAGACACCAACCCGCUCGUCGGUGAUGGACGGCGGCCGGCUGUCCCGGCUGAAGCGAGGCCUGGCGCCGCUCAUGCAACAGCACAAGAUGUUCCCCGAGCCGCUGAGUCUGGUGGUGCGGCGGAGCCCGCGCCGACCGGCGCCGGCCCGGCCGGCCGCCGGCGGUUGGGACAGCGACGAGAACACGCCAGUGCGCCAGAGCCCGCGCCGUGAGGAGGCGCGCCGCCGCUACCAGGCGCUGCUGGCUGGCAGCCCCGUGCGCAACCCCAAGAAGCGCUGGUUCAUCCAAUGUCUGAAAGACCAGAUGAGUGGCCGCCUGUCGCUCAGUCCUGCCAAGACGCCCGCCUCGGCGACGGGCUCGCCAGCCGCGCACGUGCCGACCAUCACCCAACGCCGACUCAACCUGGACGCCGUGGACGAGCCGCCGCCGCGGCCGAGCGUCAUCCGAGCAGGUGCCUCGCGCAUGGUAGGCGCGAUGGCGCUGGUAGAGUUGUCAAACACUCAUUGCUGGGUGGCAACCAAGACCGAGCCCGGCGUGGAGAAGUGA
Molecule: messenger RNA, 1376 nt
Organism: Pollicipes pollicipes
Lineage: Eukaryota; Metazoa; Arthropoda; Thecostraca; Pollicipedomorpha; Pollicipedidae
Product: transcription factor btd
Exons: 5
Coding region: 105-1376 (423 amino acids)
Biological process (GO): regulation of transcription by RNA polymerase II
Cellular component (GO): nucleus
Molecular function (GO): RNA polymerase II cis-regulatory region sequence-specific DNA binding; DNA-binding transcription factor activity, RNA polymerase II-specific
Source: RefSeq, a predicted model, not a curated record